Messenger RNA from Microtus oregoni (creeping vole), 1441 nucleotides. RefSeq names its product AMME syndrome candidate gene 1 protein. The transcript has 8 exons. Bases 1 to 1275 code for a protein of 424 amino acids. Gene Ontology annotation, cellular component: nucleus. Lineage: Eukaryota; Metazoa; Chordata; Mammalia; Rodentia; Cricetidae. The record is from RefSeq and is a predicted model, not a curated record.
AUGGUAGAUGAGGUGAGACAAAAGCAAGGUCAUUUUCGCGUGGAGGCAGAGAGGCCAGUGUGGUCUGAGACGGACGCAAAGGUGACUAUAGUGAUGGACAAAGAAGCUGAGCUGUGCAAAGAAGACAGCGGUGCUACACGAGACUGCUGCACAGUACUCCAGAGCCCUGAAGCUACUGUGGAUAAUGCAGCAAUGAGUAUUCGAGUGCAGCUACCACGCAAGAUCUUCAUUUCAGUUCUUUGUGGUGCGCAUCCAGAAGUGGAAUUGCUGAAUCAUAUGAUCAAAGGCUCUCUCUGUGGGGUGAAGAAGCAGAAACUGUCCAGUUUGCCCCCCUCUGGCUCAGGCGGCGGUGGUGGCGCCUCCUCCUCCUCCCACUGCAGCGGGGAGAGCCAGUGCCGAGCCGGGGAGCUGGGACUAGGAGGCGCCGGGAUGCGGCUCAACGGACUGGGCGGGCUGAGCGGCGGCGGCGGCGGCGGCGGCUGUACCCACUCUCCCCCCCAGGGUUGCGGCGGCGGCGGCAGUGGCGGGGGCAUCUCGCUGUCUCCACCUCUGAGCUGUGGAGUGGGAACCUUACUUUCUACUCCGGCCGCCGCCACCGCCUCCUCGCCGUCCUCCUCGUCUUCAUCCCCGGGCUCCCGGAAGAUGGUGGUGUCAGCGGAGAUGCGCUGCUUUUGCUUCGAUGUGCUCUACUGUCACCUGCAUGAAUGUCAACAGCCCCGGAACCCCCGCUUCACCAACGAGCCCUACCCACUGUUUGUAACAUGGAAGAUUGGUCGAGACAAAAGAUUGCGUGGAUGCAUAGGUACUUUUUCUGCCAUGAAUUUGCAUUCAGGACUCAGGGAGUACACACUUACCAGUGCCCUUAAAGACAGCCGUUUUCCACCAAUGACAAGGGAUGAGCUGCCACGGCUUUUCUGCUCGGUGUCUCUUCUCACUAACUUUGAAGAUGUCUGUGAUUAUUUGGACUGGGAGGUGGGUGUACAUGGCAUUAGAAUAGAAUUCAUCAAUGAAAAAGGAUCAAAACGCACCGCCACCUACCUACCAGAGGUUGCAAAGGAGCAAGGAUGGGACCAUAUUCAGACCAUUGACUCCUUACUGAGAAAAGGAGGCUACAAAGCUCCGAUUACUAAUGAAUUCAGGAAAACUAUAAAGCUGACCAGGUACCGCAGUGAAAAGAUGACCUUGAGUUAUGCUGAAUACCUUGCUCAUCGCCAGCAUCAUCACUUCCAAAAUGGCAUCGGGCAUCCCCUUCCGCCAUACAACCAUUAUUCCUGACACUGAGCCGCACAACCAGUUACUGGGCCUCUCUGCAGACCUCUUUCCGGGAGACCCUACACCUUCUUGGUCUAGCUAUCUCUUUUAUUGUACCAUUUUAUGAUGAUAGUUUCCGUUGCCAUGGUGAAGCUUCAGCAUUGUCAGUUAAGACCAUCAUGGUAACGGG